UUAAAUUUUAAUUUUCAUUAACUAAAAUAUUUUAAUCCAACUCCUAAAUUAAAUCUAAUUGAUUUAUCUUGCGAGUAAAAAAUGAAAUCUAUAUACUGAGGAGCUGGAAUUGAUCGUGCUAAAAGGGGAAAAAAAAAAAACUGAGACGCCGGAAAUAUCCUCACGCCCACACAUUCUACUAAAACUACCGUAUUACUGCGGUUAAAAGCUAGUUGCCUGGACCACAUUCACUGCUUCAGACCCAAAUGGGUACAUUAGUCCUUUAGUGUGGCUUUUCACCGUGCGAAUGCCUGGCAGUUACAGUAGGUUCGAGCAGGCAAUUUACCCUAUCUCCAUGUCGUGUGUCUGUAAAGACAUUGUCUUAUUUUGACUUUGGACAAAGCAACUGCACGAGGGGUCACGUGGUCUUCAGCCCGCCCUCGUCCGUCUCUCUCUAAUAAUUGCAGGCAGAGACCGAUCACCCAUUCAAAUACUAAUAUUCCUAUUAUUCUAAAGCUAUUUACACAUUUCGUUGUCAAAAACAGUGGCAAUUUCAGAGAUUGAAUUGCUAGGAAGGUUGGAUCCAGAUAGAUGUCUGAAAAAAAUGAUUGAUGCUUGCUUAUUCAGACUCGCUUUUGACUGUUACUUGUUGGAUGAUUUGCAUAGCCAUUAGUACAUAAAUAUAAUCAGCAAACUCACGUCUUCGUUAGCAAUCUUUGAUGAUUGGUUCUUCAUACACACGAAGAAUGUUUCUUUGCCAUGAUUUCGUAGCAGGACUCAGUUUGAAGUUUGAAGGCUGUCAUACGCAUGCACAUCCGCUGCAGCACCUGUUUGGCUAAGUUUCUAACCUGAGCUGGUAAAAAGGUGAAAGUGAAGUGGGAAUAAUGCCCACAGUGGAAAAAAGUCGAAAGACAGAAUUGGACUUGUGAGCUGUGUGACCAGAUUAAUAAUAGCAUUUCCGUUGAUGCUUUCGAGAGAAGCCGGCCGUUUUCGGCUAAACCUCGGUCUCCGUCGCCGGCUCUGCCUCUGUCUCCAACCCCAAGAUUCCUUCCAUCCUCGGAGAAUACGCAGGCAUGCUUUACAGGCACUGUUCUCGGUGUACAGUUUAGGAAAAAGAAAAUGCUUAGAUUUUCUCUGAGAUUUGGUGGGCUUGAAUUCAUUAUGGAACAUAUAUAGUCUGUUCUAACAUUUGUUUAAAGCGAGGUUCAGUUAAUGGUGGAAGGCCGCUUCCGCGACUCCCUAGGCGCUUGCCUUUGUAAUAAAGGCGGGCAUCUAUCUUCUUCUGCCUUCUUGUCCUCUCCUCUACUCUCCUCUCCUCUCCUCUCAUUAUUAUAAUUUACAGCCAAAGCAGCUACGAGUGUCAGGUAGAAGUAUCUACCUUCGCAUCCUUCUAUCCUUUCCAUCUUCCCCCGUCCCAUUCCAUGUAUAUCUGUCUGCCUGCUCCUCCCCAUCUUAACUCCAUGUGAGACAGUUCUUUGCAGAGUGAGAUAGGUUUGCUUUCCGAGAAAGAGGAAACAGAUCUAUCCCAGGCCUCUUCUGAAGAGACAGAUCGGCCUCUUCUUCAUGCUUCCAGCGGACAAGCUCAAGAGAAAUCCUUCCUAAACCCACUUCAUCGUAGCGUUCCAAAAAGCAGGAGCCAUAUAAAAGGCCGACCUUCAAAGAGCGAGCUUCCUCCUCACUCUUUGUGUGUCUCCAUCUCCAUGGAUGCCUAUCUAUGGGGAAACCGGCAGCAGUCAGAGCAUCAGCCUUGUGCAGGGCACACAAAGCUCCAGCACUUGGAUCAGCAGCAGUCACAUGCCUCUGCUCUCGCUCUGCUUGCGCCUGAGCCCAACAGCAGCCUCAAUAAGGACGUAGGUUAUUUCACUCUGGCGCAGUGGCAGGAGCUCGAGUUGCAAGCUUUGAUCUACAAGUACAUGUUAGCUGGGGCUUCUGUUCCUAUGGAGCUUAUUCUGCCCAUCAAAAGGAGCCUUCUCGGUGCAUCUCCCUACUUCCACUACCCUGAGUUCUAUCACCAUCUCCAGCCAUCCUUGUCGGCCUUGCAAACGGGCUACUGGGGGAAAUGCACCAUGGAUCCUGAGCCAGGAAGAUGCAGGCGGACAGAUGGGAAGAAGUGGAGAUGCUCAAGAGAAGUUGUGGUAGGUCAAAAGUAUUGCGAGCGUCAUGUUCACCGUGGCCGAAACCGUUCAAGAAAGCAUGUGGAAGCCCCCACACCAUAUUAUUCCAAGAGUAGUUCCAAAAGUGGCCUUUGCUCGCCUUCACCAUUGUUGGCUCAGGAGAACCAUUUCGACCUUCCUAGAUCGUUGGCCACACUAAAUACACAAUCUCUGGACCAGAGGACGACUGUUGAAAAGAAUCUUCAAAGCAAUUGCCUGAACUUCUACCUCAAGAAUCUUCAAGACGACAAAGCCGAAGGCUAUGUGCUCCAGAGUUUCUUGGACGAGUGGCCAAAAUCCCAACGAGAGAACACCGACAGCAUCGACUACACCGUCCAUCCUGCUUCGACCACCCACCUCUCUAUUUCAGCUCCUGGGAAUCAAUUAUCAGAUUUCUCUCUGAAACUUUCCACUGGAAAUCCUGAGAGGUCUGGUCAAGAUAACAAAAAUGGCUGCGAAACACAGCUGUUGGUCAGCUAUGGACAGGCAUCUAUGGGUGGCCCGCUAGCGGAGGCACUCCGUUCGUCAGCCUCGACUCACUCGCCGACUAGUGUUUUGCACAAUUCGAACGGAUCUAUAUCCGAAAUCAGCAGCAUUAGCCCAUGAGAACUGUCUCUCAGUCGCAUUCAUUUGCUAGAUCUAUGGCUAUACAUUUCAUGAUUUGGUAACUCGUCUUAGCUUGUUUCCAUAUCUGUCAAGUUUUUCUGGUUUGCAUGCAUCUUUAGAUUUGGUUUUCCGCGUUGUUUCAGUCUGGAGGAUGAUUAUCUGGAAUUUCUUAUGUGAUUUUUCUGUGUCUGGACUAAAGGGUAGUGAUUUUUCUGUGUUA
Molecule: messenger RNA, 2958 nt
Organism: Zingiber officinale
Lineage: Eukaryota; Viridiplantae; Streptophyta; Magnoliopsida; Zingiberales; Zingiberaceae
Product: growth-regulating factor 3-like
Exons: 4
Coding region: 1680-2738 (352 amino acids)
Biological process (GO): regulation of DNA-templated transcription; DNA-templated transcription; developmental process
Cellular component (GO): nucleus
Molecular function (GO): ATP binding
Source: RefSeq, a predicted model, not a curated record